AUUCCUUAGACAAAAUGGCGGAGAUACCAAUGAAAAGAAUCUUGGUGCACCUGCAAAAGGCCGGCGAAACUUCUCCAACCGUAGCAAAGUUCACCCAGACUGUAUCGACUGCAACAAAUUGGAUGCUGACAGGCUGCUACACAGACGACUAGAUGAAAACGGCCAGAUUGUCUUGUACCUGAGAGGUCUUAAUAAGGAUUGCGUGAGGAAACGGUGAGUGAGGAUGUCGUCCCAGCCGGGAGAAAUCAAGUGGACGCCGUCAGCGAUGUCCGUGCCCACUAUACACCCGGUAAACGCUCCGACUGCUAAAUACAACAAGAUAUCCGAGGGCCUCCGGCAUGUUACACCUGGCCACAUCCAGUGCUCAAUGUUCUGUGGGGGAAAGGGUUGCAAAUACGAAAACCCUGCAAAAUGGCCGGCUAAGGAUCAAGCCGUGAAAGGGCUCUACUCAUCAUGGGUCACCGACGACAUCUUGGCCAUGGCAAGGCCCUCAACGGAGAUCAUUACAAAAUACAACAUCAUCGAACAGUUCCAGGAGCAAGGGAUCAAAUCUGUGGUCAACCUACAGAGGCCAUUUGAACAUGCCAGCUGUGGCAAUGCACUGGAGCCGGAAAGCGGCUUCACCUAUCUCCCUCAGGACUUCAUGGAGAACGACAUCUACUUCUACAACUUUGGGUGGAAGGACUACGGGGUAGCAUCGCUGGGCACCAUCCUGGACAUGGUCAAGGUCAUGUCGUUCGCUAUGGAGGAGGGCAAGGUCGCCAUUCACUGUCACGCAGGGCUGGGGCGUACGGGCGUCCUGAUUGGCUGCUACUUGGUCUGGGCAAAACGACUCAACCCCCAUCAGGCCAUCCACUUUGUAAGGGAGAAGAGGUCCAACGCCAUCCAAACCAGGGGGCAGAUCCAGUGUAUACAGGAGUUCUCCCAGUAUAUCCGUCCGCUCAGAGUCAUCUUUCCGUCCCAAGACCCAAUCUCCUCUCCCUUCACCUUCAACCAGUAUCUCGGCAGGCAGAAGCGUUACCUGCACGGGUUUGAAGCUCGGGAGUUGAAGUACAUCCCCAAGAUUGUCGACGUGGUCUGCAAGCUGUUGGCAGCAAAAGCCCACGUUGCUAGCAACGCAGGAAGCCAUACUGGUCUGCGCCGGACUCUCUCAAAGGAGCAAGUCGUCGAGGCAAUCAAGGAGUGUGCCCCCGCUGCAUUUGAUAACACCGAAGAAGGGGCCAGCCCAGACAGCACCACCAUCUCGGCAUUGUCUCUUGAAGAGGUGCCUUCAUCACAACUUGCUAAUAACUUGCCAAACGUAAAGGAUUCUCUGCAGCCCGAGAAGGGCAGCCUCGCGUGUCAAGAGCCUGAAUCGGAUCCUUUUACGCCGCCAUCUGACAACUCCGUUUUAGGCGCACCAGGUGGUGGAGACGCAACAACCACAACAACAAAUACCAGUACUACUGCCUCACAGCAACAACAACAACAACAAAGUUUAGGGGAGGAAUCAACCUCCUCAGACAGCAACUAUAGCAGCAACUCUGAUCUGGGCAAGGACGGCUCUACUUCUUCUUCGUUGUCAGGGGAAUUGCCUGAGAACGGAUCUUCUAGGCCAAGACUGAAGAAGAAAAAGAGCACCUUGCAGAGACUGAAGGAAGAUCGAAGGAAAAGGAAGUCAGAGAGCGAGGCAAUAAACAGUGAGAAGAAGGAGCCCGUUGCGCUUUCUCCGAGAAACUCAAUGUCUGCAGCAGAGAAGGUGGCCACUGCCAUGGCUUUUGACAUGUCAACAGACCAGAAUGUGAAUCAGGAAGUUGAGGUUUGGCAGGCAGAGCUGAACGAAGACGACGCAGCAUGGGAGAGGUUGAAGGUGGAGAAGUGUCCACGAGUCUUGAGUUGCCUGAUGUGGUCGUGGCUGGAAGAGUUGAAGGAGCCAGUCCUAGGUGACAAAGACAUCAGUAAUCUAGUCGAGAUGGCAGACAAUCCUCACGAAGCACUCGAACAACUGGAGAAGGGACACAAGCACACGCUGAUGCACAUCCUGAAAACUGUAGCUAAACUUCCCAACAUUCCCCCCCGGCGGUUUGAGGAGAAGGUUCUAGCUCGUCUCAUCACUGCCUUUACCAAGCAAACUAACCCAAAGCAGGCCGGCGGGGACGCAGCACCGCAAACUGAGCCUGCAGAAAAGGUUAAAGUUAUGGAGUUUCUAAAGAGAGUGGUCUUAUCUGAAAAGCAGAAGAUUGUUGAAAAGGAGAAUCCUACAGCCUCAAGUAACAUUAGCAAAACAGAUGAUGUGUUCAGUGACACGGUAUCAGAAAUUGAGAAAGAGAAACCAAUUGGAAAUGAAGAGAAAGAAUCAAAAGAGACAUUGGAGGAAUUUGCUGUCACAACUCAAGGUGACCAAAACAAUGCUGAUGAAAAAGAGCCCGCAGCGGAAGAGGCAUCCCACAUCUCAGAGGAGGAUAAUGAACAACGUUUCCAGAACAAAGUACCAGAAAACAAUGCAGAGCAAGAAGCAGGCAGCAACCAGGAUGAGGAACCAUCACAGAUCCAGGAGACCUCGGGAGAGACAGUCCAAGAAGACGAUGUUAAGCCAGAAGAAGACGACUCAAGCUCUUCCUCUGAGGAGAUCGCAGACGUCUCGAAACUGACAGCCAAGACUUCUGAUGAGGAGAAUCCCUCCAAGAAUGUAGAAGAUGAUGACUAGCUCAUGAAAGCUAGUGGUAAGCAUGAUCGUAUCGCAAAAGUGGUGUGUAAUGCUGGAUUAACGCUGAAUUCGUCUGGCAUUUUAGGCAUUUAUGCUAAAAAAAAUUGCCAUUCCAGAUCCUUUGCAAAUUAGCAUCAAUGAUGCACUGAUUUGUUGACCAUUGAUUAUUCGGACACCUUAGACAAGCAGAUUCAACUGCCAGUCACAUGAAAUCAACCCUCUUUUGGCUUCUCCCUUCAGGCCACUAAUCUUAGCCGGGCACUCAUGGUUCCACAUGCAAUGUAACUGACCACAAUGUAACUGAUUACCACGACAGAAAAUGGCACCAAUGCCAAAACUACAACAACACCAAACUUUAAGCAUCGGGGCAGCACUACACACCACUUUAGUAAGGGAUUUAUUUAUUUUUAGGGUUGAAUGAUACCAUUUCUGUGGACAGCAAAGAGUCAAACAUACUGUGUAUGACCAAACUGUUCAAACCAAGAGAUGUAAGUAUUGAUUCAGAAGUACUACUGGGGGAUAUACAUGUAUACAACCCCAUCCAAAACUAUGCUGCAAAAUUUGUCUAUAUGCUGCCAAAGUAUCAUAGUUUGAGAUAUAUAUUAUGAUAUUGUCUUAUUUGUGCUUGUUUCAGUGGCUGCUACUCAUCUAUACCUUAAAAAAGUACUUUUGUACAGUAUAUACAGACUGAUUUGACUGAAUUCUUCAUAUGAAAAAAAUCAGCAUUUUAGCACUUGGUGUGUGUCUUUAUGCUAAAUGUGCAUAAUAUAAUUCACUGGUAAAUGAACUGCGUAA
Messenger RNA from Branchiostoma belcheri (Belcher's lancelet), 3481 nucleotides. RefSeq names its product protein tyrosine phosphatase domain-containing protein 1-like. The coding region runs from base 224 to 2686 and encodes 820 amino acids. NCBI's taxonomy places the organism in Eukaryota, Metazoa, Chordata, Leptocardii, Amphioxiformes, Branchiostomatidae. The transcript has 3 exons. Gene Ontology annotation, molecular function: protein tyrosine/serine/threonine phosphatase activity. Gene Ontology annotation, biological process: cilium assembly; protein dephosphorylation. The record is from RefSeq and is a predicted model, not a curated record.